UCGCGAUUUAGGCCAAGCAAGUCAAUCAGAAACCAACGAAAAUGGCCCACCAAUUGAGCAUCCUUUGCUGCGCACUCCUGGGCGUGGCUGCUGCUAGCUACAUCCCUCAUGGCGGAUAUAAUCACGGACACGGAGUGGGCUACAGCAUCCACACGCAUCACGAGGCACCCAAGCAGUGGCACGAUCACCUCCAGGGUCACCACCAAUGGGUGGAGGCUCCAAAGGCCCACUCUUGGGGCACAGUUCAGGAUCACCACCACCAGCAGUGGGCACCAGUCGCUUCGCACGACAGUCACAACCAGUGGAGCCACCACGAGGAGCCCCAUCACCACCCCAAAUACGAAUUUAACUACGGAGUGAAGGACACCAAGACCGGAGACAUCAAGCAGCAGUGGGAGACCCGGGAUGGCGACAAGGUCAAGGGAGGCUACACCAUGAAGGAGGCUGAUGGACGCACCAGGAUCGUUGAGUACACUGCCGACGCCCACAACGGAUUCCAAGCAACUGUGAAGCAUGUGGGCCACGCCAGUCCUUUGGAGCACAGCCACGCACAUGGACAUGGACAUGGCCAGGAGUACGGACAUGGACAUGGUCACGCCACAAGCUACGUGGAUGUCAAACAGGACACCAGCAGCAAGUGGGAGGACAAGAGCGGCAAGUGGUGGUAAAGGAGCUAAACAAACUGACUGACUGCAAGCGAAUCGGACCGGCUUCAUUAUUGUAAAUAAUAACUUCAAAAUUGUUAACUUAAAUUGUAGGUAAAUAAAUCAAAGUGCAGAAAAAAGCUACAUAUCCAA
This is a messenger RNA of Drosophila yakuba, 797 nucleotides long. It is a transcript of the gene Cpr76Ba, whose product is annotated as histidine-rich glycoprotein. The transcript has a single exon. NCBI's taxonomy places the organism in Eukaryota, Metazoa, Arthropoda, Insecta, Diptera, Drosophilidae. Gene Ontology annotation, cellular component: extracellular matrix. The coding region runs from base 42 to 668 and encodes 208 amino acids. The record is from RefSeq and is a predicted model, not a curated record.